GAAGUUGUUGUGUUGGUUCUUUUCACGUUAUUUUACUUAUUUAUUCCAUGUGAAAGUGUAUUAUUACGAUCAAGCUAUAGUUAGUAAUAGGUAUAAUUUGUUUAAACUUAAAAUGUCAAGCUUAAAAUCUUUGUUGCCGCCUAAGAUUUUCGAAAAAAUAGAUAGAGCUGGUAUUUCUACAGUCAAACAGAUAAUAACUAUGGCACCGUGGAGUAUUAGGCAAUUGACCAAUUUGAAUUCCGAAGAUAUAGCGCUGCUUAAAAACGUUGCAGCUGAAUCAAGCUCCCCAGUUAUUGUAACUGGACACAGGCUACUUGAAAUGAAGAAUGUUUUACGGAAGAGAGUAGCUACGGGCUGUAUGUCAGUAGAUGGUCUCUUACUUGGAGGGUUUCAGAGAGGCUGCCUUACUGAGCUCUACGGAGAAAGUGGUUCGGGUAAAACUCAAGUGGCCAUCCAAGCAGCAGUUACAAAUUGGCCUUCUGGGACAGUUUACAUUUGUACUGAAGAUUUAUUUCCAGUGAAAAGAUUUAAUCAAAUAUCCAAGAACAAUAUAAAUUACCACCCUAGUCAUGACUAUGGGAAGUCUGUAUUUGUAGAACAUGUAACAGAGUCACAUGAACUGUUGUCUUGUAUUAGAAUCCGGCUGCCCAAGCUGCUGGAGAGUAAUAAUGUUUCUCUGGUAGUAAUUGACUCUGUUGCUGCUCCAUUUAGAUCAGAAACUACAAACUACAUUCAAAGAGCUGAAGAAUUAAGAGAAAUGGCUAUUUCACUGUUGAAGGUAGCCCGUGAGUUUAACCUGGCUGUAGUCUGCAUAAACCAAGUGACCUCUUCUAUGGAAGGUACCGGGGAUAAUGUGUUGCCGUCACUGGGCCUUGCUUGGUCUAACAUGGUAGCCACCAGACUAUGGCUCAGAAAGUCAAGAUCCAUAUGCCUGAAUCAAGAUAAUUAUCACCAUGAAGAUAUGGCACGGAACAUGGUGCAAGUUAGAGAACUUUAUGUGGCUUUCGCACCAGACCUUCCAAAUGAAGCAGCAGAAUUUAUUAUUACAGAAUCUGGCCUUAAAGCUAUACAAUAAAAUUCUGAUAAAUAAAGAGAUAGCAUUUCGGAGAAGUGGAACACAUUGUCUUUAUUAAUCUGUGGCACUGUCAAAGAAUCAGCUGAUUGUCACAGUGAGAGAUUGAAGAAAGGGUGCCCAGGAUGUGGAUUCAGCUAUUGUUCAAAAUGUUUAGAUAACAAAGUGUUUUUAAA
Molecule: messenger RNA, 1248 nt
Organism: Plutella xylostella (diamondback moth)
Lineage: Eukaryota; Metazoa; Arthropoda; Insecta; Lepidoptera; Plutellidae
Product: DNA repair protein XRCC3
Biological process (GO): double-strand break repair via synthesis-dependent strand annealing; t-circle formation; resolution of mitotic recombination intermediates
Cellular component (GO): replication fork; Rad51C-XRCC3 complex
Molecular function (GO): ATP binding; four-way junction DNA binding; ATP-dependent DNA damage sensor activity
Source: RefSeq, a predicted model, not a curated record